AUGGCCUUGGUAAUGGAUAAUGGGACUCAAUUCACAAGCAAUGUCACCAAAGAAUUUUGUGCGGAGAUGGGAAUUGAAAUGCGAUUUGCAUCAGUGGAACAUCCACAGACUAACGGCCAGGCAGAAUCAGCCAACAAGGUUAUUCUGAAGGGCUUAAAGAAAAAAUUGGAUGAAGCAAAAGGUCUUUGGGCGGAGGAGUUUCCAGGCGUCCUAUGGGCAUAUAACACGACUGAACAGACAAGCACGAAGGAAACCCCAUAUCGUUUAACUUAUGGAGCUGAUGCCAUGCUUCCGGUGGAAAUUGAAAACCAAAGUUGGCGCAUAACCCGAUUUAACGAGAACGACAAUGGGGAGAAUUUGAUAGGCACACUUAAGGAAUGA
This is a messenger RNA of Lotus japonicus, 381 nucleotides long. RefSeq lists its product as uncharacterized. The record is from RefSeq and is a predicted model, not a curated record. Lineage: Eukaryota; Viridiplantae; Streptophyta; Magnoliopsida; Fabales; Fabaceae. The transcript has a single exon. Gene Ontology annotation, molecular function: nucleic acid binding. The coding region runs from base 1 to 381 and encodes 126 amino acids. Gene Ontology annotation, biological process: DNA integration.